This is a messenger RNA of Symbiodinium natans, 2112 nucleotides long. NCBI's taxonomy places the organism in Eukaryota, Dinophyceae, Suessiales, Symbiodiniaceae. The record is from the annotation of a GenBank genome assembly.
AUGGUGCGCGCUGUCAAAACAGAUGGGCAAACACUCACGGUCCCGAGAAGUAGGCCUACGCUGAACCAGAUCAUGGUGGGCAUUGUGCUCAUCACCAUGGGAGUUUUGAUCAUGUACAUGUACCGCGUGAUAGACGAUCUGCACCGGGAACAGCAGGAUCUACGCGGUCGACUGAACCAGCUCUCCGACAACGGAAGCUAUGGAAUGCCAAAUUUGCUGGUAUCUCAGGGUAGUGAGAAGUUCCUGGAAGCACGAUCCGGGUCUUCUCAAGGUUUGAACGAUAUCAUCGAAGCAGCGCGUGCUUCCAAUCAGGAAAGAAGAUACGUGAAACACAAGGUCGAAGAAGUUUAUCCUGGGCAUAUGGCAGCUUUCGAAGUGACCGCAGAUGAGGAGGAGAAGCGACGGCUUGCGGGCUUCUUCACUGUCGGAACAACUGCAGGUGUUGGCUGCUACCAGCUCACAAACCAGCUCACUGAAACCUACGACGUCUCCAGCGCAACAGCCUGCAAUGGGAACAUCUGCCCUGACUGUUUCAUCACUCCUGGCACGGUGUCCCAGGACAUUACACUGACCAUUCAGGCUUGUAGCAGCGCGAAGUGGAUCCGAUCCGCCAGUCGGAGUGGUGUCUGGCAGUACACUUUCAUCAAUGCACACAACACGUACACGGUCAGUGUCACCGACAACAGUGGCUCGGCAACCACGUACAAGGUGCCUCCUGGCACCCAUGUGACGGCCUACUGCACUGCAUCGGGGGUUGGAUCUGUAACGAACAAGCUUUCGUUUACGAGCACAACGCUGCCCACGCUCUCAGUUGACAACGGACUGACCCUGUCAAGUGGAGCCUUCGAUGCCAGUGGAAGCACAGGCAAUUUCGCCACUUCAUCUGGCACGGUGACGCUUUAUGGCAACACUGUCAUCAACGGGGCCAAAACCUUUGCCACUGGCUCUGGCACCGUUGACCUCAAUGGCCAGGUGCAAAUUGCGGACUCGCAAUCGGUGACCGUUGGAUCGGCUGGAGCCGGCGGGGCUGUCACGAUCUACGGCAACGUGAUCAUUGGUGACACCGGGACUGGAAACGGACGCUCCCUGACAGUGAACGGCAACUUCGCGCAGAGCGACGUCACAGGUGCAACUUCGACAUUUGCCACCGGUUCAGAUACCAUCAGCCUCAAUGGCCACGUCACCGUUGCCACAGGGAAGCACCUCACGAUGACUGCUACAGGUGCCGGUCAGUUCACUACUGGCACUGGUGCUGUGAACCUCAAUGGGGCUACGACUGUCACCGGCAGUAACACCUUUACUUCUGGGCUUGGUGCCGUGAGCCUCAAGGGGGCCGUCACGGUGGAUGCCUCGACUGCUUUCACAGUGGGUACCGCUGGAUCAGGCGGUACCACGACCCUCUACGGGGAUGUGAUCAUCGGCAAUAGUGCUGGUGCUGCCUCUUGCACGGUCAACGGAAACAUCGUGCAGGCAGAUGUGGGCGCAACCGCGACGACCAUAACUUCAGGAACAGGAGCCAUCAACCUGAACGGUGACGUGACCGUCGCCUCGAACAAGAACCUGCACAUGACGGCAACCGGAUCUGGCAGCUUCCAGACGGGAACCGGAUCUGUUACUUUCAAUGGCAACACCCAAGUGGCAGGAGGAAGCACGUUCUCUACUGGUGGCACUGACCAAGUGACCUUCAAUGGCCCAGUGCAGAUUGCAGACAGCCAGCCUUUCUCCGUGGGUAGCGCUGGAAAUGGUGGCGUCGUUCAGCUGUUCGGGGCCACCACCGUAGGUUCCACCGCCGUCAACGGGGCUUCGAGUUCCCUUACAGUAUACGGCGACGUGACCUUCAACAACGACCAAGAUGGGACUUUAAAAACGUUCGCCACCGCCGGGGGUCAGAUCACGCUCAAUGGCGAUGUGGGCGUCGCAGCUGCCAAAAACUUCAUAAUGGCCAACACAGGUACGGGUCAAUUUCAGAGUGGGACUGGAACGGUCAAGCUCUAUGGCGACACCUCUGUUGAAACUGGCAAGACGUUUACAGUGGUUGACUACACCAAUGUUAUCAACUGCAACCACGCUGCUGCCGACGCCGGCAGCACCUUCUGCAAAGCCAGCCGCUGA